Molecule: messenger RNA, 1033 nt
Organism: Funneliformis geosporum
Lineage: Eukaryota; Fungi; Glomeromycota; Glomeromycetes; Glomerales; Glomeraceae
Source: the annotation of a GenBank genome assembly
AUGCAAGGAGACCUAUCUAUAAAUGAGUGGGAUAUUAUCAUAGUACAGGUUGAGAGCCUCUUUCGUGUCGAAUUCACAGCCCGUUCAUUUGUAGCUAUUCUCGAUGAAGCCAAUGCCAUUAUGCGCCAAAUGUUUAGCGAUACAAAUGCACGGGAAUCUGAAAACGCAAUGCGUGAUGUCUUAAGAUCUGCAAGGCAUGUUUUGGCUAUGGAUGUCUUUGCGAAUAAAUCUACAUUAGCAUUCCUUAAGGCAUAUCGUGGUGAAGACAUUCAAAUAGUUGAUAAUGGAUACCAGCCUCGUAUAGGCGAGACAGUUGAAUUUAUUUAUGAUCCGAAUAGCGGAGCUGAAGCUAUGCGAAUAGGAUAUGAUCUUUUGAGACAGGGCAAACGUGUGGCAUUCGUAUCUACUGGAGCAGUGAUGGCUAGAGCGUUAGUAGAAAAAGCAUCUAAGUUGUCUAAGCCUGAUAAUUCACCUGUUAGAGCCCGUGCAUAUUAUGGGGAUAUGGAUGGAAAGCAAAGACAAAUAGACUUUUCUAAUAUUAAUGUCGCUUGGAGUGAGCUUGACUGUAUAGCUUAUACAAAUACAGUGGAAGCAGGAAUAUCAUUCGAGGUUACAGGUCACUUUGAUAUAGUUAUAGCUAUUUCAAAUACCGCCACUCCAGUUCAUGUUGAAGCUCUUGCACAAAUGCUUUACCGAAUUCGUGAUUGUCCUCGCCGUAUUGUUUCUAUAUUCUAUCAGAAAAAUUUCAAUGAACUUUUUCGCCCGCCAGGUCGUGAAAAUAUUCGAGCAGAACUAGCAAAUGCUCGGCCUAAUAAUUUAUCUACAUCAAUAAAGGGCCACCGUGAAUGGGAUAGCAACACCGUUUCUUAUAAAAUCGACGAAUCUCCUGCUGUAAUAACAUUCAUUGAAGUUGAGCAUGAGAAACGCCUUUCUGCAAGAUAUUUUAUUGAGAAGCUUUGCAGUCUUGUAGCCAGUACUGGCGCUUCUCUCCAACUAAUAAAAAUGGAUGAGAGCCGAGGAGUUAUAGGGAAUC